Messenger RNA from Plectropomus leopardus (leopard coralgrouper), 1645 nucleotides. RefSeq lists its product as uncharacterized. The record is from RefSeq and is a predicted model, not a curated record. NCBI's taxonomy places the organism in Eukaryota, Metazoa, Chordata, Actinopteri, Perciformes, Serranidae.
GGAGAUACGCCUUCCCCAAAAAUAAAAAAAGAAACAAAUAAGGUAACAAAGAGCAGAUACCCGAUGGCAGCAGAAUAAAUCAGAGGAUGAUGAAGAUGUCAGGAAGAGUCACGAGUUGCUGUGUGGCUCUGUUUCUCGCCCUGACCUCUGUGUCGGCUGUGCAACGACUUGAAUCAAUCUGUGCGUUGAAGAAAAUUGACUUUGACCAAUCUGUGCCAAAGCACAGUCUUGUGCUGCUUUACUGGUUUGCCAACACAGUUGACAUCGACAAUAAUAAUGUCAUAAGGCUGACCUUCAACCCAAACAGUGGGGAUUAUGGCUCACAUCAGUAUGGCAACUACGAGAGGGUGCUGGACCCACUGCCUCGGGGAAAUAGAUACUACACUGUUGGCAAUCUCCAUCGGGGAACAUCUGUGCCGCUUCCACACUAUGUUGUUAAUCCUCCAACAGAGUAUGUGGGAACAAACAGGGAUCGGAUCAUCAUUCGUGUCAGCGAGCAGAACACAGGACGGAGAGCUUUGCAGAGCAUAGACCAAGUGUAUAUCACACAGCAUUAUGACACCUCUGAGGGUCAGGGGACACGUUAUGAUCCAGCUCACACCUACAGGGUCACUAUUAACCUGUUGAGACAGAUCAGGGAGUUUUCUGAGGGACAAAACCAACAGCAACUGCAGUAUCUCAGAAACCUCUAUAGAAGUAACGCUGAUGACUUCCUGUUAAGGCACAUCAGAAACACAUGGGGUGACCUUGCUGGUCUCGGACUGCUGUUGCUUAUUGUGAUCCAGGAAAAGUACUCUCCUAACCAACACAACAACAGACAUGGAAACAAAAGACAUCAUUGGGAUGAUGGCUCUUGGGAGACCAUAAGCAAUGAUUCGGGAGAUUUUCAAAACCAAGGUGACGUUGUGGUGGAUUUCUACGAUGAUGAUGACACUUGGGAGACUGUGAGCAAUGAUUCUAGAGAUUUUCAAAACUAUGGUGACGUUGUGGUGGAUUUCUACAACGAUGAGGACCACGAAGCCCGCUGGAUGACUGGGUUUACCAGAGAUGGAAGUUACAACACCGUAGUACCUUGGAACAAUGAGGGAAGGUCGCACUGUUGUACUUGUUGUAUUUGCUGCAUUUGUUGUAUUGCCUCCAUGUGUUUAAUUUUAUUGUGCACUUUAUUUUAUUUUUUUUAUCUGAGAAAAUAAGAAAAACUUGAUCUAUCCUGAGUUAAAUUGCCACAUAGCAGUUAGAACACCGAGUGGGAAGAAAGAAUGAAAAUAUAAAAGUCCAACAUAACAAGACAAUGAGCUGCAAAUGAGAAGCAAAUCUAAAAUAUAUACAAUGUCAAAAUCAUCUUAACAGUAUGGAUCACAAAAAAUGAAGAGGUCAUGGAUCAGUCUAGGUGCUGUUGCACACAGAUAUACAUAUACAGUAUAAAUUUGAAGUACAGGUAGUGUAAGAGUACAUUGUUAAUGCAGAAUUUUCAUAAUUAUGUCGAUGAUAUUGUGCCUAAUGUCCCAUUAUUGUACAUUAUGUCCCGUGAAUCAGUUGUGACAAGAUGAGUUGUAAUGCUAAAAAAUCUGAUGUAGUGCAAAAGAGACAGUGAAUCUGAAGAGAAAGAAAAGGGAAAGUUACAAAACUGCAGUUUGUAAAUAAC